Messenger RNA from Diprion similis, 1496 nucleotides. It is a transcript of the gene Nelf-E, whose product is annotated as negative elongation factor E. Gene Ontology annotation, biological process: negative regulation of transcription elongation by RNA polymerase II. NCBI's taxonomy places the organism in Eukaryota, Metazoa, Arthropoda, Insecta, Hymenoptera, Diprionidae. Gene Ontology annotation, cellular component: NELF complex. The transcript has 3 exons. Gene Ontology annotation, molecular function: RNA binding. The record is from RefSeq and is a predicted model, not a curated record. The coding region runs from base 169 to 990 and encodes 273 amino acids.
AGUAUAGUGGUGCAGAGGUCGGUGUUAGCGGUGCGUCGUUUUGUUGAUUCCGGGGUCCGUAGGUUAUGUGUGUUGACGUUUUGCGCGAAAAUUUGUUAUAUUUCCAACUAUUUAUGUGUUAUUUUUAUUCGGUUUAUACGAAGGGUUAGCGUACGGUGAUAUGAUAAAAUGGUGUACUUACACUUUCCGUCGAAUUUAACUGAAGAGGAAUUAAUGCUGCAGGCUAAAUACAACAAACUCAAACGGAAGAAAAAAGCCUUGCAAGCUCUAAAAACACCCAAACCGGAGCCUGAGCGUAUACUUCAGUUGCCAAAGAGGCCUACAGAAGCCAGGGAUGCUCGAGAAGUUGCUAAAAAAUUAAUCAAGUCUGGAAUCAUCCCAGCCAUUACGAAGACGCCAAAGCGUCCGGAGCAGUCAUUCAAGAGGCCGAGAGGGUUGGAAAGGAAACUUAAUAGUACAGAGAAAACUAUUUGUUCUUAUCAACCGUUCUCGGCGACGCAACCAGAGGAAGACGAUACUGAGGCGUCGAGACCUAGAGUAAAGGACUUAUAUGAUAGUUUUGUCAGUGCUCGGGACCACGAGGAAAGAGGGCUGCCUGACAAACAGUCGGGGACUAGGACAGAAGCCAAACCUCGCGCUGGCAACACGAUAUUUGUUUGUGGACAUAAAAUAUCAGAAGAUUUUCUCAAGAAACACUUCCAAACAUUUGGACCGAUUGUAAAUAUUUCUAUGGAAACAGAGAAGAACCGAGGAUUCAUAACAUUUGACAAAGCUGAGGUGGCGGAAAGAGCCAUCAGUGAAAUGGACGGCAGCAUGGUAUCGUCGAUACAGCUGAAAGUGUCUUUAGCGCGAAGGCAGCCUGUGAUAGAUCCCAUUAACGACACCACAUCGAGUUCGAUGUGGUCUUCAGUAGCAGCCAGUUACUCCCAAAAGAGUUCGCAUAAGGAUAGACGAGAUCUAAAGGUUUACGACGAAGAUCUCUUUGGAUAAAUGGACUAAGAAGCUUGAUGGGAGUUGUAAUAGGACUUUUAUAAUUGUGCGUUUUACCUGUGAAAAUUGAGUGGAGCCGAUACCUGGACUUGCGGUGUACAGGUACUCUAGAGAAACGAAGGUAAAUUUUUAAAUAGCCAAGCUAAAUAUCGUCGAGACUACUUGGAUAUUUAUGGAAAAGGAGAUUGUUAAGUUUGCCUAAAGUGUAAAUAAUUUACAGAUUUAUUAAAACGUAGGUAACCAUCAACAAUAUAAUUAAUAAACAAUAAUAAUUUGAUAAAUCAAACUAUAGGGUUGUGUACAAAUCCACUAUCAUCAUUAUAUCAAAAUAAUAGUGCAUUAAUCUGUUUCGAGGGAUACGUAUGGCGUAUAUGCGAAGCCGUUUUUGUCACAUUUCAAAUGUUCAUGUGCUCUGAAAUAUUUCUUCAUAAAAUCGUGCACCGAUGACAUCAGCUUCAUUGCGGCGGGUUGAAGUAAUCCCAAUGAUGAUGAUGUGUCACGGUUCU